AGUCAUGGAACGUUGGCCCGGAUGGUUCGCCGGCAGAUAGAUACAGCGGGUUGCGAGCGCUGACAGUGGGCAGCGGCUGUGGGAAAGUUAACAGCGCAGGGAUGGAGAGGGUGGAGGCAGCAUCGGAGGCUGAGGGUCACUCAGCAAUAAGCGUCUGCCUGGAAUCCCGCCCGCAUCCCUUUCUGUCGCAGUUUCAACGGAGAGAAUGGUGCGUUUGAGCAGAAUAUUGGAUAUCAACACCCAUCCUCGUACAAGACUGAACGUGACCAUGGCUGAGUGUUCCGAGAUGGCUGGUGAUAUAGAUUGGAAAGAGCGGUGUAUGACUCUUGAGUCGCAGAUGCUGAAGUUUCGGGUGCAGGCCAGCAAAAUCAGAGAGCUGCUUGCAGAGAAGAUGCAGCUACUGGAGAGGCAAGUAAUGGAUGCCAACCGUCGUGCCGAUAAGGCCAACCAGCAGGUCCGUGUUAUGGAAGAAAAGCUAAACGCAGCCAACAUCCAGACAAGUGAGUCCGAGAAUAAGUUGUACAAGAUUUGCCAGGAGCUGGAGGUCCUUGUAGUGGAAAAAGAUGACUUCAUUCAGCGUUUAGAGCUUCAGCUAGAUGAACAGAAACAUCUACGGAUGCAGGAGGCCAAAGUUAUAGAAGAGAAAGCAGCCAAAAUCAAAGAUUGGGUGACAAUGAAGCUGCAUGAGCUUGAAAUUGAAAAUCAAAAUAUUAAAUUUAUCAAUCAACAACAAGUGGAACAUAUCCAGAUCCUUCAGACAAAGCUACAAGCCCUGACAGGGAGUCGCGGACAGAAGUCACCAUCAUGUUUAAGUCAAACCUCAGGAGAAGCACAGCGACUCAGCAGCCUGACAUUUGGAUACUUCAAAGGAAAUCCUCAAAGUCUUCAGCAAAAUACUCUGGAAACUGGAUUAAUGAAUAAACAGAUUACAGGCAAGGAAAUGAACAAGAGGUCCCGCUCGAAACCUGCUCAAAGUACUGACAUAGAUCAAAGGGGUUUCCCACAAAACCACUGUGUGUCGGAGUUAGAAGGUAGCAAAGAACUGACUAAUCAUCAGCCUUUAACAAAAGAAGUAGGUACGGCUUUUAUGCCUCUGAGUGAUGACAGUUCCGAUGAGGGAGUGAGAAUAAAUCAGGCAACAUCUAAAUCCUGGUCCAACCUGUCCAUUCACACGUCCGAGGAAGCCAUUAGACUCAGUCAGAUUGGGAGCGAUACCUACCUGACAGCAUCUGACAACAGCUUUGAUGACGAAGGUAAAAUUGUGAAAAAGCUACCUUUGCAAGAUGCGGUUGCAAAUACCAAAUCAAGACACGCUGUAGAUCACUUUCCGAGCAUCGUGAUCCCGAAAACACUGAGUAGAAAAAAAACGGACCUUGAUUGUUCUUCCGAUGAGUUAAACAAGCGAUUUCAGUCACAAAGGCUAGAUUCGUCAUCGGGUGACAAGCACAAUCCGAGUCUGAUUCUAACAUCAACACCUACAACAGCUGGCAGGACCCAGCACACACCUUGCUUCACCAAAGCAACAUCUUCAUCAGACUUAACGCCGCCAAAGUUAAGGGCUCCCAGUGUAUUUGGUACAAGUGCGGCCAAAGCAAAGAAACACUGCAGCCAACCUCAGCUAAGCACUGACCGCCUGUUUAGCAAGAACCGCAACGUUAUAAGUAUGAUGAGGCCAAUGGAUCACGAAGAAACUGACAUCGACGUCAUUGACGUCGAAACUGACAUUCUGGAGAAAAUGGAAAUGGGCUAUGAAGAGGGGAUGUUUUGCUAUGAUUCUGAAACCCAAGUUACCGAGGAGCAACCAUGCAUAGAAGCCAAAGGCAAAGUUCCCAAUAACAAACCACCAACUCCCCCUCUGCACAGAUUCCCUUCCUGGGAGAGCAGGAUUUAUGCAGUAGCCAAAUCGGGUAUGAGAAUGUCCGAGGCCAUCUAUACAGACCCAAGUAACAAAUGCACUGGCUUCAUGCCUUCUCAAUCCACAUCGGAAUCUUAUACCAGUUUGGUUUAUAAUAGCAUGACUAUUCCAGUUUACACUGUUCUGAAAGGGAAAGCAACCCAGAUCAGCACCAGCCCUUUCUCAGACGAGUCGUCUGAAACAGAAGAAAGUGACAGCUCGAGAGGGAGCUCCAGGACAUCAAUGGCAGGAUCAGACUCCCGCAAAGCCAGCAGCCCCAGCAGUCCGCGGGCCAUGAAACGAGGUGUUUCACUGUCAUCUAUGACCUCAGAAAGUGAUUAUGCCAUCCCACCAGAUGCAUACUGUACAGACACAGAAUGCUCUGAACCCGAGCAGAAGCUUCCAAAAACAUCCUCGUCCCAUUCCAUUGACAGUGGAAAAAAUGAACCUUUGGAAAAGUCUGGAUAUUUGUUAAAAAUGGGAGGAAAAGCAAAAACAUGGAAACGGCGAUGGUUUGUCCUUAAAGGUGGUGAAUUGUUGUACUACAAAUCCCCAAGUGAUGUUAUUCGUAAACCACAGGGCCAAAUUGAGCUCAAUGUUUCGAAUCAUAUUGUGAGAUGUGAUGGAAAGCAAACAAUUCAGAUUAUUACAGAGAAAAAGACUUACUACUUGACUGCAGAUUCUCCCAAUAUUCUCGAGGAAUGGAUUCGGGUUUUACAGAAUGUUUUACGCAUUCAGGCCGCCAGCCCACUCCACACACAGCCGGAUAUCAAGCCAUCAAUCGAAGGUUUACUAACUAAGGUAAAGCAUGGGUACUCCAAGAGAGUCUGGUGUGCACUUGUUGGAAAUGGUCUUUAUUAUUUCCGCAGUCAGGAAAACAAGUUUCCAUUAGGUCAGAUUAAUUUGAUGGAAGCAACAGUGGACGAGGUAGACAGAUCGUGUGAUUCAGAUGAAGAUUACGAGACCAGCAGUCAGAGCCUACUAUCUACACAUUAUACAAUUGGCAUUCAUCCCAAAAACCAGGGCCCUACCUACCUCCUCAUAGGCUCCAAACACGAAAAGGACACCUGGUUUUACCAGCUAAUUGUGGCUUCAGGUUGCACUGAUAUAAAUGUGGGAACUGAAUUUGAACAGCUGAUUGGCAACCUAUUGAAUGCAGAUAAAGAUUCAAGCUCCCAGCUCUGGGCCCACCCGACUCUAUGCUACUGUAAAGAUGGGAUAACAUCUCCUCUUACCACACUGCCAUCUGCAGCUCUGCAGACUGAAGCACUCAAGCUGUUUAAGACUUCCCAGUUAUUCAUCAAUGUUGCUAUUGAUGCCCCUGCCAUUGACUAUCAUGUAUCACUGGCUCAGAGUGCUUUGCAAGUGUGUCUCACGCACAGAGAGCUUCAGAAUGAGAUCUACUGCCAAUUAAUCAAGCAAACGAGAAAGCAGCAAACCCAGAACCACUUUGGAACACUUCAGGGAUGGCAGUUCUUGGCUUUAUGCAUUGGCCUUUUUCUUCCUCAACACCCUUUCCUCUGGUUAUUCAGAGUUCAUCUACAGCAGAAUGCAGAUCCAAGGACUGAAGUUGGAAAGUACGCGAUUUACUGCCAACGGUCACUGGAAAGAACUCAGAGAAAUGGAAGUCGUGAAUCAAAACCUUCUAGAAUGGAAAUUCUGUCAAUACUCUUAAGAAAUCCAUACCAUCAUUCAUUACCUUUCAGCAUUCCCGUUCAUUUCAUGAAUGGCACAUAUCAGGUGGUUGGAUUUGAUGCAUCCACCACAGUGGAAGAAUUUCUACACACACUGAACCAAGAAACUGGCAUGAGGAAGCCUGUGCAGUCUGGAUUCUUUCUUUUCACAGACGAUCCCUCAGGAAAUGAUCAAGAGCACUGUCUCCAAGAAAACGUAAAGAUUUGUGAUAUAAUUUGUAAAUGGGAGCAAGCCGCCAAGGAACAGCAUCCUGGGAAAUUUGAAGGUACACGAACUGUCCGACUCACCUAUAAAAACAGGCUGUAUUUCUCAACACAAGUGCACGGAGAGACAGACAGAGAAAAGCUCUUGCUGAUGUAUCAAACUAAUGAUGCAAUUGUAAAUGGACAUUUUCCAGUAAACAAAGAACUUGCAUUAGAAAUGGCAGCGCUUCUAGCUCAGGUGGAUUUUGGAGACUUUGAACGACCAUUCUCGUCUCCAGCUGGUCAUAUCUCCACGCAAUUGAAAUCAAACCAAGCUCUGAAGCAAGUAAUAGAGAAAUUUUAUCCAAAAAGGUACAAACAAGGCUGUACAGAUGAUCAGCUCAAACAAUUACAUCAGCGACUUUCUACGAAAUGGAUGGCUCUACGAGGUCGUAUCACUGCUGACUGUGUACGCAUUUACUUUGCUGUAACUAAGAAAUGGCCUUUCUUUGGAGGAAAGCUAUUUGCUUCAAAGCCUAUCAUUCCACCACUAUCUGAUCCUGCACCUGUGUGGUUGGCUGUGAAUGAGAAUGGCAUUAGUAUACUGGAAUACAACUCGAUGCGCUUGAUAACAACGUAUAUAUACAAGAAUAUCAUGACCUUUGGUGGCUGUGGUGAUGACUUUAUGCUUAUAGUUGGAAAGCCAGCAGAAGGUGCCUGUACAAAAGACAAACCAUUGCAAAAGCUCCUGUUUGCCUUGUCAAAACCAAAGAUCCUAGAAAUGGCUUUGCUCAUAGUCAGUUACAUCAAUAGUUUCCAAUCCCAGAAAGGGAUUGUUCACCACAUGUUGCUUCCAUCUUCGCUUUCUGCCCAGACGGCAGGGCAAAAAUUAAAGGACAUGGGAAGUCAAUCGUUACUUUCACACGCCAGGCCAACCAAAGGACCAACUUUGUUAUAAUGAUGAUAGUAAUGAACCUAUUGAUAUUAUCUGUACAAAAGUAUACUAAAAUGCAUCUUUAGCUGCAUAGAAAAAACGUUUUAAAGGGUUUUUUUGCACAAAAUGUAGCUGCAUGUAAAGAUUUAAUUAACAACAUUAAGGCCUUCAGUAUACAAGCAUUUGAACAACAAAGCAAUAUUCUAUUAAAAAAGGCUUUUGCCCACAUGGAUAGAUGGCAACCUAUUCAAGUGUCCAGCUGUGCACAUGACCACUGAGCAACAGUUACAUUCACUGUUAAAAUAAUUAAGGGAUUGCUCAACAUUAACAGUUAUUAAGUGUUAUUAAGAUUAAAAUUGAUAUUAUUUAUUAUAGUUUUUUAAUAGAUAUAUCAAAUG
This is a messenger RNA of Amblyraja radiata (thorny skate), 5103 nucleotides long. It is a transcript of the gene plekhh2, whose product is annotated as pleckstrin homology domain containing, family H (with MyTH4 domain) member 2. The transcript is spliced from 30 exons. Gene Ontology annotation, biological process: negative regulation of actin filament depolymerization. Gene Ontology annotation, cellular component: cytoplasm; cytoskeleton. The record is from RefSeq and is a predicted model, not a curated record. NCBI's taxonomy places the organism in Eukaryota, Metazoa, Chordata, Chondrichthyes, Rajiformes, Rajidae. Gene Ontology annotation, molecular function: actin binding. Bases 206 to 4729 code for a protein of 1507 amino acids.